CCAGCGGCGACGUUCCUUCUCAAAUUUGCACUCGAAAUUGAGCAGAAGCACAUCAACCACAAUAGUUGAUUCUAAAAUGAAGUUCGGCCGAGCUUUGCUGUUCGUUCUUUCUGUUCUGACAGGGGCACCGGCGACCGCUUGUCCCGCCGUGGAGGAGGCGUACGCAGCGGUGUUAGAGCAGCUGCUGCCCGGCCAGCCGCACUCGCUUCUGGGAGAGGAGUCGCUCGUCGCGCUCUUUAAUACGCUGGAGAACCGUGUGCACUGCGCCGGAGAUGUGUCGUGUGGAAAGUGCAACCUAUCAGACGCCGUCCACCAGCUGACCCACAAUCACAGCUCCCAUCAGCACAAAGACGUCAAGGAUGAACACGGCAUCGACGCUUCUGGAUUCAGUGCCCUCGCCGCCGGCUGCGUCCUUUACCUGAGCUCUCCUAACGCGGUGUGCGCCGCGGCUGACCAGGGCAUGUGGGGGGAGGAAGUGGAACACUUCCUGGAUCAACUGGAAAGUGGGAAUCCCCACGAACAUCACCACCAAGACCAGGAAGAGGACAAACUGUGCCAUGGGCAUGAACACCGGCAUGUGGGCCUUGACAGAUUAGACGCUGUCCUUGGAGGAAUUCUUCAGCACUAUGAGUCAGCAGACAUUGAGAGUUGCGUCACGGCAAGCGACAUCAUGUCUGAGGUCGCCGCCAUGUCCGCAGAGCAGACUCAAGUGGCGGGCGCAGUUUUUGGCCGGAUCCUGUAUCACGCCCUGCAAGGCCGAUGCUUCCACACGCUCCCUGAAGAGAGCUUCUUCUUGGACUACAUUAUGGACCGUCUGGGUUCGGAGAAUUUUACCAUUGAAGACCUGGAGGCGUUCAUGAGGUCUUUAAACAUCGGACCCAGCUCGGAGUCGAGCCACAGUCACGAGGAAGACGAACACGAGCAUCACCAUCACACUAGGCAUGAAGAACACGCAGAAGUGAACGGCACCUGGGAGCAGCACUGUUUUUCUGCACGGGAACUGGUACUGAUCCAUAGUUCUGGAGAGACGUCCCCCAACCUUAGUCGAUCAGACAUGGCCCAUCUUAGCCCGGCGCUAAUCCAGCAGAUCGUAACCGGGGCCUGCGCCAGUUCACCUCCGCCCAAACCGGACGACCUCAGCGAAACAGAGAGGUAUCUGUACGCCACCCUGGCCAACGUGAUCAUCACGCUGGCGUCCAUGUUUGGCAUCACGCUGCUGAUGUGCACAUCGUGUACCGUCGUCUUCCAGCUGUGCAUCCAGUUUUGCAUUAGCCUGGCCGUCGGUUCGCUCACUGGGGACGCUUUGCUACACCUUCUGCCCAUGUUUCUGGGACUGCACGUGCACUCGCAUGGAGAAGGCGGCAGCGAGCAUUCGCACGACCACCACGGGACGCAUCAGCCGGUGUUGGCGGACUACAUGGGGAAGAUGCUGGUGGUGAUGGGUGGUAUUUACUACUUCUAUCUGAUGGAGACCAUCUUUGAAAUCAUCACGCAUGGACAUCAUCACCACCACAGGGACAACUCUGAAGCUCACCACUGUGACCACGAUCGAGUUCUGGAGAUGUAUCAACAGGAGCGGCAACAAAAAGACAAACAGCAAUCUAUUUCCAAAGCAGACCUGGUCAUCGAGGAGGAAGAGGAGCAUGAAAGAAAGCAAACUAGAAAACAAAGGCUGCUGCCUUACAUGAUAACUUUAGGCGACGCCAUCCACAACUUUGCAGACGGUUUGGCGAUGGGUGCUGCGUUCUCCCUUUCGUGGAAGUCCGGACUGGCCACGUCGCUGGCCGUCCUAUGUCACGAAUUGCCUCACGAGCUAGGUGAUUUCGCCAUCUUACUUCACAGCGGUUUGUCGGUACGUAAGGCACUUCUCUUGAACGUGGGCAGCGCCAUGACCUCAUUCGUGGGCCUCUAUAUUGCCUUGAGCGUCGCUACUGAUUUGGCCACCACGCAGUGGAUCGCCGCCAUCACCACGGGUCUCUUUCUAUAUGUAGGCUUGGCCGACAUGCUGCCCACCAUGACGCACAUCAAGUCCAAAAAGCCGUGGCUGACCUUCGCCCUCCAGAACGCGGGCCUGCUGACCGGCUGGGCAGUUCUUCUACUGUUGUCCCUCUAUGAGGAGAACAUCAGCUUCUAGACCACUCAAAUCAAUCCUGGGAAUGAUCACGUUUCAGUGCCAUUGACCGCGAUAGAACUCUAACAGCCACGUGACAGCAUGCCAAAGUCAUCUUUUUUAUUUGAUUGUAAAAUGUAGAGCUCUUGAUAUUUAAGCGUUAUGUGAUUUUGCACACUUGUACGUUGUUUUUUUCAACACAACUAAUUUUCCUUAAAAAAUGGUUCAUAUUUUAGUCAACAGUGUGAGAUAUCUUUUGUAUCUUUAAAGAGUUUGAAUAAUAAACAUCCAUGCAAAAGUGAUUUUGUUUGAAAUUGUAUCUGCACCAUCAACAACUUCAAAUAGCACAUGCUAGAUCUUCUUUAUCAUUGUCAUCUAAUCUACAAAUCUUCAUUAGGGACAGAGUCCAGUGCCAACUCAUCACACAUACAGUAAUAAUGUAUAAUGGUGUACGUAUGCUAUGCACUUGCUUUGUCGACACGCUGAGCCCGUAAACCCCAAAAAUGCAGACAGGCCUGCUGACAAUGGAGAAUUUUUCACUUCUGUCUGCAUUUUUAACCCCUUUGCGAUCUUAACUUUCCGUUUCCACCCCUUGUCCAACAGGUCAAAAAUUACCCACUCAACGAAAGCCUCAAAGUAAAGCUGUAUAAAUAGAUUUUGAAGCCAAAAUCUAUUUUUGCAUGAUGUUAUCAGUUCAUUUU
This is a messenger RNA of Corythoichthys intestinalis (scribbled pipefish), 2811 nucleotides long. RefSeq names its product solute carrier family 39 member 4 (gene slc39a4). The coding region runs from base 77 to 2134 and encodes 685 amino acids. Gene Ontology annotation, cellular component: plasma membrane. The transcript has 12 exons. Gene Ontology annotation, molecular function: zinc ion transmembrane transporter activity; monoatomic cation:bicarbonate symporter activity. Lineage: Eukaryota; Metazoa; Chordata; Actinopteri; Syngnathiformes; Syngnathidae. Gene Ontology annotation, biological process: zinc ion import across plasma membrane; intracellular monoatomic cation homeostasis. The record is from RefSeq and is a predicted model, not a curated record.